Messenger RNA from Aureobasidium namibiae CBS 147.97, 1065 nucleotides. RefSeq lists its product as uncharacterized. Bases 1 to 1065 code for a protein of 354 amino acids. NCBI's taxonomy places the organism in Eukaryota, Fungi, Ascomycota, Dothideomycetes, Dothideales, Saccotheciaceae. The record is from RefSeq and is a predicted model, not a curated record. The transcript has 2 exons.
AUGAGUUCCAAAUACUUCGUCAAGUGCCAACUGAGGAUCCGCCUGGGCGAAGACCUGGAGCGCCUCACCCUGGAGCCCCGCAUCCCUACUCUGAACGGCCUUCCUGAGCCCCUUCCCGCCACUAUUCUCAGCCAUGCGCUCUCUCGUCGCCGCGAUGGUUUCCUGACCAGCAUCAUGACCACAGCAAAGAUGAACACAAAAACCACUUCUGCUCGUCCCUGUCCCAACUUCCUCCUCGUCAACAAGAAAUUCCACCGUGUAGGCAAGCAAGUCUGGCUGACCACCGACUUCUGCCACAUCUACGUCAACUCGUGGACACCCUUGCACAGAGGCCUGAUCUCCUCUGCCCGCGACUUCCCUUUCUUGGUCAUGACUAUUGACAUCCGUCGUGGCGAGCGUAGCCUUGGGGAGAAGCUCAUUCCCUCUGCUUUCGGAGCAAAGUUGCGUGAGUCGCUUCAGGAGAUGAAGAGUCUGGAGGUCCUUCUCAUACGUGUGUGGCAUGGACUUGGCAGUCUGGGUCCUGUCUCGGAGAUCAUCAUGAACAACUUUACCGGCGUCAAAGUUGGCCAGGCCGUGAACAUCGCAAGUAUCGUCAAUACUUCCCAUUGCAUUGAUGGAGAUCGCGGUUGCCCUGGCUUGCUGUCUGAGUCUUACAUGGAGAACUUUGUGUCUCAUUUUCUUCACUUACCACUGAAGGAUAUUCCUAAGCCUACUACAGCUUACCUCGACGACACUGAGCCUCUGCUCAAGAUCCCUAUCUGGCGUGGCUACUCUGCUGCUCUCGAGACCGUUGACAGCGUCUGGCUGCCUGCUGUGAAGGAACCCGGAGAGGAACAGGACGAGGUAGCUAUCAAGAACAAGGACGAGAAGGAAGAAAAUGAAGAAGGUGCAGAGAAGGAUGAGACGAUGGCCGAAUCGUUCAGGGAUUCCAUGAUGAAUAUUCCCUGGGUCAAGGCUGCUGCUAGAGCUGCAAAGAGACAGCAGAAGGCUGGAAAGAAGAAGCAAAAGAAGGAGAAAAAGAACAAGAAGAUCUCGGUGGGCGAGAAGGAAGCUGAAGGGUCUUGA